GGCGGUGGAAAACAGAGUAGCUUGGCUAGCCAGCUGGUGGGAUUAAGCUCCUACGGAGUCAUUGGAAUCUCAGAAAGGGGGAAACGGAGAGUCUGCCAGGACUUCUGGUACAAUAAACUACUGAGCGAAAAAAAGAGCCUGGUUAAAUUUAGCUACUGUGAAACGAGCUAAAGUUAGCUACACUAGUAGUAAAAACUAAAAGUUAAACCAACAGCGAUGGCACAGGAGACCAAUCAGAGCCAAGCGCCCAUGCUUUGUGCCACCGGUUGUGGUUUCUAUGGGAACCCUAGGACUAGUGGCAUGUGCUCAGUCUGCUAUAAGGAUCACCUGACCAGACAGAACAACGGAGGUGUGAGCCCUCUCAACGCAAUGGGUGGCAGCGUGUCCGGUAGCCCCACAAUGGACGCCUCAGCCAUCCAGAGAAUCGAGGCGACCUUGAGUAAUGCUGCCGCAGCUGCCGAGGCUGCCAGUGGGGCAGCGGCUCUUCCUGUUACACAACAGAUGACCGAGAUGAGCAUUUCCUGUGACGAGGAAGGAGGAUCUCCUAAGGCAGAGCUUGCUAAACCCGUGGUUACUCAGCCAAUUGCCUCCGCCUCCCCUCCCAGUGCGGCCGGCAGUGACCAAUCCAAAUCACCUGAACCUGCAAAGCCCAAGAAGAACCGAUGCUUCAUGUGCCGCAAGAAGGUUGGCCUUACAGGUUUUGACUGCCGCUGUGGGAACCUGUUUUGUGGACUCCACCGUUACUCAGACAAGCACAACUGCCCGUAUGACUACAAAGCUGAGGCCGCUGCCAAGAUCCGCAAGGAGAACCCAGUGGUUGUGGCUGACAAGAUCCAGAGAAUAUAAACGCGUCUCACUUUGACCUUGAACACUUUGAGUGAUUGGCAAAACAAAAAGGACUCGCGCUGCACCUGCGUUCUAAAGGACUAGUUUUUUUAAAUUACAGUAUGGGAAAUCCAAUUUUCUGCAAUGCAUGAACGAUCAAAUUUUCUUUUGUCUGUCCUUUUUUUUCCCUUUUUCCUUUUUGAAUCGGUGUCUGAGCUUACAAUUUUAUGGGAGGAAAAAAAAAGAAUGAACAUAAAUGUCUAAGACCUAACUGACUAGGACACCCUUUCCCAGGGACGCCUGGACCUGGCUUAGUUUUUAGUGUUUUCCAGGAAUCUGAUUGUGUAGUGGGCGGUCUGAUGUGUUGUGAUUGUCAAGAGCUUUCUCUCUAUUUCAGAUUUUUUUUUAUUUUAUUUUUUGUGGAGGAGAGGGGUACUGUAGUUUAGCCUAUGGGACUAUGAGACUGUUACAGGCCUGACCAUAUCACAAUGCAGUGGCAGGUCAAAGCUGGCUUAUGUAGCAAAUGGCGUUUUUUUGGAUGUCACGGUGUCCUCGUGGAGUCCGUUAAUAUGUAGGCUUACUACUGGAUGUCAUUUCUGUGCUGCAUGGGGCCUCAGUUCAGGGGAGACCCCCCAAGCACAUCUCUAUUGUGACGUCAGAUGUGAAGUGACAAAAAAAAAAGGACUUGAUUGCUUUGUCACCUAAAGAACAUGUUCAGAAAGUUUCUUGAAUGAUGGUCCUGUGUGAAUGGUGAAAGCAGCCAGACCCUGACACUAGGGAGGAAGGAUGGCGUGUUCUAUUCCAAACCUAUAGAUUCAUUUGAAUCAACCACAAUAUCGGUGUGGUCAUGCUAGCCUGCUCCACUGACGAUUAUUGUUUUUUGUAUUGUAUUUUUAGUCCAUCCUGCACACGUGCGAUGCACACAACUUUAGUUAGGUUUACGUUUAUCCAGUUAAGAUGCUUUCCUAAAACAGUUUUUUUUUAGGUCUGAUGCUGUGAUGUGCGUUUGAAGGGAAACUUGGUGCUGUCUCUGGCUUUUGUGGAUGGGUGACUGCAGGAUGACUUCUAACUUCCUGCUACUGAGAUGAAGGUCAAAGUUAAUUUGGCCGUAGUCAUCCAGCCAUCCAGGUCACGUGACAGUGCUCAUGCACAUUCUGUGCUGUAUUUCUUUUUUUCCUGUAUUUUUUUUUUUUGUUUCUUUUUUGUUCCUGUGGAUAUGGAGUGUUUCCUAUCUACCAGUUUGAAACCGGAUGACGUGAUGCUUCGAUUACUCAGUCUUUGUGCUCAAAUUCCCUGAAGAUGUAUCUACUGAUACAUCCUACUGCAGGGGAUUCUAGAGAAAGGUGAUGUUAAGUCUGUUUUUGUACUGUGUCAGUAGGCUCUAUCAUAUGAAGGGUUACAGCCUCUGACCAGUAACGGAAAGGUUCCUACAUGAAAUCCCUGAGUCAGCAAGGUGAACAAUCUGCACAGCAACUGACAGCCAUUCCUCCCAGGUUACUGUAAAUGGCUUUUCCCCAUGUUUCCAUUAAAAUUACCACAAUGUUAAUAAAACAUCUGUUAGUGUCCCUCCGGUAUUUUAUUGUAGCACAUUUGCGAGAUUGUGUAGCUGUUGAUGGCGUUAGAAAAACUACACAAGGCUUUUCUCACAAGUUCUCUAAGUAUCUAGUGUGUUUUAUUAUUAUUUUUUAUUAAACCACCUGUAACUGGACAUGGAUGCUUCGAAGGUGUUUAGGUGACUCGUCUUGAACAGUGUAGCCAUGUUCAGGUUGGUAGGAGAAAUGUAUGGCUGCUUUAACGGGAUCGCCCGAUAACUGGUAAGGGAGCUCAUCACUAUCCCGUUUCAAACCGGUAGCUAGUGUUUUGCAUGGGUUGUUGUAUCAAUGACAUAGCCUUAGUAAACCUGAUUGCUGAGGUAUGAAGGGUUAGUUUCACUAAUCUUUUAAUCUAUAUUUUGCUUUUGUUUAAUGUUUUUCUAUUUCUCAUUUUUAAUGUAUUUGUGCUGAGAUUUCUGAUAUAGUGGCGUGUGUGUCAUCUGCUAUGUUAUAAACAAUUGUCUUGAGGUAGGCAGUUUUCAGUAGGCUUGGAUGGAUUUUGGCUGAGUUAUGUAUGUAUGCAAGUAUACGUGCUUGUUCCUCAGUAGUCAGAGCUGAUCCCGUGGACUCUUGAGUUAGGUUUUCUUAGUUGUUUGAAUUUUUUUUGGUCUGGCUGCUUGGCGCUGUUCUUUAUGUAGGAUUAUGAGAUUUCACUUUAAUGUGUUUUAAUUUUAACCCCUUUUAGUUAUGCAAGUUUGUACAAACCAUCUUUAUAUUUAUGUACUGCGCAUAUAAUCUUGUUACCCAACAUUACUGCAAAACUGUAUCAUGUAAAUAAAAUUAUGUACAGAGAUAUA
Molecule: messenger RNA, 3214 nt
Organism: Esox lucius (northern pike)
Lineage: Eukaryota; Metazoa; Chordata; Actinopteri; Esociformes; Esocidae
Gene: zfand5b
Product: zinc finger, AN1-type domain 5b
Exons: 6
Coding region: 217-846 (209 amino acids)
Molecular function (GO): DNA binding; zinc ion binding
Source: RefSeq, a predicted model, not a curated record